AUGCAGAUCACAUCGCAGAUGGGCGGCUUUUCCCGAAGUCGGAGAGAACUCAAGAACCCAGACGAGAAUCGGAACCUUGAGUGGAAGGCGCUGAGUUUCCAGAAGGGAGUCUCUUCACGAGUGCCACGUGACUCGGAGGAGCGAGUUCUGCUGGAGCCAGAAGUACUGUUAUUUAUUUUUUUUCGUCGGUACUGGAAAGUCGCGAUGGCGGCGGUGGUGGACUCGGAUAUAGAAUCGCUGCCGCGUGGAGGUUUCCGCUGCUGCCUCUGCCGCAUUACUACCGCGAACCGACCCAGUCUAGAUGCCCACUUGGGAGGCCGGAAGCACCGGCACCUGGUGGAACUACGAGCUUCGCGAAAGGCCCAGGGACUUCGAAGUGUGUUUGUCAGUGGCUUUCCCCGGGAUGUGGAUUCUGCUCAGCUCUCUGAGUACUUUCAGGCAUUUGGGCCUGUUGCUAGUGUCAUCAUGGAUAAGGACAAGGGCGUGUUUGCCAUUGUGGAGAUGGGGGACGUGGCUGCCCGGGAGGCCGUUUUGUCCCAGCCCCAGCACAGCCUGGAAGGACGUCGCCUGCGGGUCCGGCCCCGGGAGCAGAAGGAGUUCCAGUGUCCAGCUUCCAAGUCCCCCAAAGGAGCGGCCCCUGACAGUCAGCAGCUGGUCAGAGCAUUAGCUGAGGCGUCGGACGUGGGGGCACAAAUGGUCAGGCUCGUGGGCCUGAGGGAGCUGUCCGAGGCUGAGCGGCAGCUCCGGAACCUCGUGCUAGCCCUCAUGCAAGAGGUUUUCACAGAGUUCUUCCCUGGCUGUGUGGUCUGUCCUUUUGGCUCUUCCAUAAACAGCUUUGACGUCCAUGGCUGUGAUCUGGACCUCUUCCUGGAUCUGGGUGACGUAGAGGAGCCUCAGCCAGCCCCAAAGGCUCCAGACUCUCCAUCGCUGGACUCAGCCCUUGCUUCACCUCUGGAUUCUCAAGCCCUGGCUUGCCUCUCAGCCUCCUCUCCCAGCUCACAGCCACCAGCUUCUCCCCAAGAAGCCCUGGACUUUGAAACCCCUUCCUCUUCCCUAGCACCCCAGACUCCUGACUCGGCGUUGGCCUCUGAGACCCUGGCCUCUCCCGAUUCCCUGCCUCCAGCGUCUCCACUGCAGGACAGGGGAGAGGGAGACCUGGGGAAGUCUCUGGAAUUAGCAGAGGCCUUGAAAGGAGAGACAGCUGAAGGGGGAGCCAUGCUGGAGCUGGUGGGAUCCAUUCUUCGGCGCUGUGUGCCUGGGGUGUACCGCGUCCAGACUCUCCCUUCUGCCCGAUGCCCUGUGGUCAAGUUCUGCCAUCGGCCCUCAGGUCUCCAUGGGGACGUCUCACUCAGUAACCGGCUGGCCCUGCAUAACUCCCGCUUCCUGAGUCUUUGCUCCGAGCUGGAUGGGCGAGUCCGGCCCCUAGUGUACACCCUGCGCUGCUGGGCUCAGGGUCGGGGGCUGUCAGGGAGCGGCCCCCUUCUCAAUAACUACGCCUUGACUUUGCUCGUCAUCUAUUUCCUUCAGACCAGAGACCCUCCUGUGUUGCCCACUGUGUCCCAGCUCAUCCAGAAAGCAGGUGAGGGAGAACAGGUGGAGGUUGACGGCUGGGACUGUAGCAUCCCCCGGGAUGCCUCGAGACUGGAGCCCAGCCCCAAUGUGGAGCCCCUCAGUUCCCUGCUAGCCCAGUUCUUCUCCUGUGUUUCUUGCUGGGAUCUACGUGGCUCUCUGCUGUCUCUGCGGGAGGGCCAGGCAUUGCCCAUAGCAGGAGGCCUGCCCGCUACUCUCUGGGGGGGUCUACGCCUCGGCCCCCUGAAUCUCCAGGACCCCUUUGACCUGAGUCACAAUGUGGCAGCCAACGUGACCAGCCGGGUAGCCGGGCGGCUCCAGAACUGUUGCCGAGCCGCAGCCGGUUACUGCGGAAGUCUUCAGUACCAGCAGCGCUCCUCCCGGGGGCGGGACUGGGGGCUGCUCCCCCUAGUGCAGCCCAGCUCCCCCAGCUCCCUGCUGUCGGCCACACCGGUCCCCUUACCGCCAGCUCCCUUUCCCCAGCUCACUGCGGCCCUGGUCCAGUUGUUAAGGGAAGCAUUGGGGUGCCACAUAGAGCAGGGAACCAAGAGAGCCCGGGCAGAGGGAGGUGGGGCUGGUGAGUCUCCCCAGAGAGGGACAAGCAAAAGAUUGAAACAGGACACACCGAAAUGGAGCUGUGAGGCAGGGAAGGGAGAGCAGCAGGGCUGUGGAGGGGACCACAGUGAAGACGGGGUGGAAGAAAUGGUUGUAGAGGUGGGCGAGCUAGUGCAGGACUGGGCCAUGCCGAGCCCUGGGCAGCCAGGGGAGCUGUCCCUGAUAACUGGAGAUGGGGACCAACCGGGCCAUGUCGUCCUGGCAGAGCAGGGGCCCAAGAGAUCUGAUGCAGCCCAAGGAAGGGCACAGGGCGAGACAGGCCAGGGGGCAGCACGUUCCUCAGUGAGCUGGCGCUGUGCCUUGUGGCACCGAGUGUGGCAGGGGCGACGGCGUGCCCGGAGACGCUUACAGCAGCGAACCAAGGAAGGUGGUGGCGGUGGUGCUGUCACGGGAGCAGAGUGGCUGGGGACUGAGGCGCAGGUGACUCAGGAGCUGAGAGGACUGAGCUGUGGGGAGCAGAGGCCAGAGGCUGAGCCCCUCCUGACCUUUGUGGUCUCCGCCUCUGAAGUGGACCAGACUCUCACCGUGACCCCGCUCCAGGAUGCCCAGGGCCUGUUCCCUGAGCUCCACCACUUCUUACAGGUUUUCCUCCCUCAAGCACUCAGACAACUCUUCAAGUGA
Messenger RNA from Chrysochloris asiatica (Cape golden mole), 2805 nucleotides. RefSeq names its product terminal uridylyl transferase 1, U6 snRNA-specific (gene TUT1). Bases 1 to 2805 code for a protein of 934 amino acids. Gene Ontology annotation, molecular function: RNA binding; poly(A) RNA polymerase activity. NCBI's taxonomy places the organism in Eukaryota, Metazoa, Chordata, Mammalia, Afrosoricida, Chrysochloridae. The transcript is spliced from 10 exons. Gene Ontology annotation, cellular component: mitochondrion. The record is from RefSeq and is a predicted model, not a curated record.